Messenger RNA from Malus domestica (apple), 1134 nucleotides. NCBI's taxonomy places the organism in Eukaryota, Viridiplantae, Streptophyta, Magnoliopsida, Rosales, Rosaceae. The record is from RefSeq and is a predicted model, not a curated record.
CUCUAUCCAUUGGAGGUUUGGAACGCAGAGCAAAGGAAAGCUGAAAGCCCCUCCUUUCCAUAAUCCCAGACAGGGUGAGGUCAACACUUGCAGAGAGGGAAAAUGGCUUAUCACUUAUGCUCUUCGCCCUCUUCUCUCUUCCACAACCCCCGAACUCCCUCCCGCUCUCUCCCUUUUCCUUCCCCGACUAAUUUUCGACUCAGAAGCUCUGCAAUUCACACCCACAGACUCAGUUUUCCUCCGCUACAAUUUCAGUCAACAACCUCUCUGCAAAUACACCGUGUUUCGUUGCAAGACCAGGUUGCAGAAGAAGCCCAGAGCCCCAAAGACUCAGAAAUUGAAAGUCUUCAGAGCCCAGAUGGAAAUUCCGGGUCUUUGUCGAAAAGCUACGUCUGGGUCAAUCCCAGGAGCCCCAGAGCUUCACAGCUGCGGCACAAGUCCUACGAUUCCAGGUACGCUUCUUUGGUGAAAGUAGCUGAGUAUUUGAACUCUUGCGCUCCGAUUGAAAGUGAUGUUUCUGAAGCUUUAAAGGGUUUAGGGGAUAAUAUUUUGGAACAAGACGCUGUGGUUGUUCUUAAUAACAUGAACAAUCCGGAAAAUGCUUUGCUUGCGCUUAACUACUUUCACAAGAGAUUGAAACCCAAGAGGGAGGUGAUUUUGUACAAUGUGACUUUGAAAGUGUGUAGGAAGGGUAAGGAUUUGGAUAGAGCAGAGAAGCUGUUCGAUCAACUACUCCAGAGAGGUGUUAAACCCGAUAAUGUUACCUUUUCGACUAUGAUUAGUUGUGCUAGGAUGUGUUCUUUGCCUGAUAAGGCUGUGGAGUGGUUUGAGAAGAUGCCCAGUUUUGGGUGUAAUCCGGAUGAUGUUACCUAUUCGGCUAUGAUUGACGCCUAUGGGCGUGCCGGUAAGGUUGAAAUGGCUUUCAGUUUGUAUGACCGAGCUAGGACUGAGAAGUGGCGCAUCGAUCCAGUGACGUUUUCUACAUUGAUCAAAAUUCACGGGCAAUCGGGGAAUUUUGAUGGGUGCUUGAAUGUUUAUGAGGAAAUGAAAGCUAUAGGGGCUAAGCCAAACUUGGUUAUUUAUAACACUUUGCUGGAUGCCAUGGGAAGAGCUAGGAGGCCUUGGCAGGCCAAG